AUGGCCCAGGAUCCACCAUUCAAAGUAGUAAUUGUCGGAGCUAGUGUGGCUGGGCUCUCACUCGCCAACAUGCUUCAGGCAAAUGACAUCGACUUUGUUGUCUUGGAAGCCUAUCCGAGCAUCGCUCCUCAAGUCGGUGCAAGUAUAGGGUUGCUUCCCCAUGGAAACCGGAUUCUAGAUCAACUGGGGCUCUAUGAGAAGAUCCUGCAAGUAGCGGAACCUGUCAACACAUUUUCGUUUCGUGAGCCGUCUGGGUUGCCGCUGGCAUCAUAUCGUGACAUGGACCGUAACCUAAUUGACCGGCACGGGUACCCCAUGAUCUUUCUCGACCGUCAAACGUUGAUACAAGCCCUUUACGACAACAUCAGGGAGAAGUCAAAAAUUGUGGCGAACAAACGUGUCACAACGGUCAAUCUUGGCGAAAACGGUGUGACAGUAUUGGCAUCGGAUGCUACCAAGUUUCAGGGUGACAUCCUAAUCGGCGCCGAUGGUAUCCACAGUACAGUCCGGGGGGAGAUGAGGAGACUCGCUAACAUGACGCGUCCUGGUUACUUUGACGCGGGCGAGGAGGAAGAGCCUCCUUGCGACUACAAUUGCAUCUUUGGCAUUUCACGACCGUGCCAUGGCAUCGUACCCGGUGGCUUGCACGAGGUGUUUCGUAACGGGUCAUCAUACCUGAUAUCCGGUGGUCCAAAUGGACGAGUGUACUGGUUUCGGUUUGAGAAGCUACCCCGAAGGCUUUAUGGCACACAAAUCCCGCGCUACAGCCAGAAAGAUCUCGAGGAAGCGCUUGAUCGAGCCUCGAAUGACUCAAUCCUGCCCGGCUUAACCUUUUCCACGCUGGUUGAGAACCGAAUCACUGCAGUCUUGACUCAUCUGCCCGAAUAUGUCUACAGGAAGUGGCAUUUUGGCAGAGUUUUCACUCUCGGAGAUUCUGCACACAAGCUCCAUCCCAUCGGAGGUCAUGGAGGCAAUGCGGCGAUUGAGACUGCUGCUGCAUUAACAAACUCCUUGGUCGAUCUGCUGGAAAAGGCCUCUUUCCCUCUGGCCACCACUGAUAUUACGGCCCUUUUCAACCACGUUCAAACGCUUCGAUACCCUAGGGUGAUGGCGAUCAAGGCUUAUUCACACAAGAAACAACUAACCGAGUCACUUGACAAUUCAUUACAAAGACUCGUCGCGUUACGCCUUCUUCCUCGAGUCAGGGAGCAAGAUGUCACACGCAGUUACUCAGCUCAAAUACCAGCCAGCGCAAAGCUCAACAUGCUGCCGUUGCCAUACCGAAAGAAGCUCGUGCCGUACAAAGAUGAGCUGGUGGCCAAACCAAAAGCAAGAGGAACUGUUCGGUUCAUAAUACUUGGGAUUUACCUGACAUGCAGCGCGGUAGCCUUCUAUCUCAGAUGGCUGAGUCCUUCGGCAACAGAGCUUGGAAACCAGAUCAACAAAGUGCUGGUCGAGGGCGCUUUUGAAGAUGAUUCUUUGACUCUCUUACAGAGGGCAUUCCCUGGCAUCAAGUGGCGACUUCUGCUGUUGCGUGGCAAUUCAUUCCCAUUCUUAUACCCGUACUCUCUUAUGUUUGUCGAAUAG
This is a messenger RNA of Fusarium falciforme, 1587 nucleotides long. Its product is annotated as FAD-binding-3 domain-containing protein. The transcript is spliced from 5 exons. NCBI's taxonomy places the organism in Eukaryota, Fungi, Ascomycota, Sordariomycetes, Hypocreales, Nectriaceae. Bases 1 to 1587 code for a protein of 528 amino acids. The record is from RefSeq and is a predicted model, not a curated record. Gene Ontology annotation, molecular function: FAD binding.